Lipotes vexillifer (Yangtze River dolphin) is the source of this 1687-nucleotide messenger RNA. It is a transcript of the gene ADGRL4, whose product is annotated as adhesion G protein-coupled receptor L4. NCBI's taxonomy places the organism in Eukaryota, Metazoa, Chordata, Mammalia, Artiodactyla, Lipotidae. Gene Ontology annotation, molecular function: G protein-coupled receptor activity. The transcript has 7 exons. The record is from RefSeq and is a predicted model, not a curated record. The annotation marks the transcript as partial. Gene Ontology annotation, cellular component: plasma membrane. Gene Ontology annotation, biological process: adenylate cyclase-activating G protein-coupled receptor signaling pathway; cell surface receptor signaling pathway.
UAAAAUGUCUCUUUUUCAGACCACAGAUAAGUAUAGGAGUCAAUGUGCAUUUUGGAACUACUUACCUGACACCAUGAAUGGCAGCUGGUCUUCGGAGGGCUGUGAGCUGACAUACUCGAAUGAGACCCACACCUCAUGCCGCUGUAACCACCUGACACAUUUUGCAAUUUUGAUGUCUUCUGGUUCUUCUAUUGGUAUUAAAGAUUAUAAUAUUCUUACAAGGAUCACUCAACUAGGAAUAAUUAUUUCACUGAUUUGCCUUGCCAUAUGCAUUUUUACCUUCUGGUUCUUCAGUGAAAUUCAAAGCACCAGGACAACAAUUCACAAAAAUCUCUGCUGUAGCCUAUUCCUUGCUGAACUUGUUUUUCUUGUUGGGAUCAAUACAAAUACUAAUAAGCUCUUCUGUUCCAUCAUUGCCGGGCUGCUGCAUUACUUCUUUUUAGCUGCCUUUGCAUGGAUGUGCAUUGAAGGCAUCCACCUCUAUCUCAUUGUUGUAGGAGUCAUCUACAACAAGGGAUUUUUGCACAAGAAUUUUUAUAUCUUUGGCUAUCUCAGCCCAGCUGUGGUAGUUGGAUUUUCAGCAUCAUUAGGAUAUAGGUAUUAUGGCACCACCAAAGUAUGUUGGCUUAGCACAGAAAACAACUUUAUUUGGAGUUUUAUAGGACCAGCAUGUCUAAUCAUCCUUGUUAAUCUCUUGGCAUUUGGAGUAAUCAUAUACAAAGUUUUUCGUCACACUGCGGGGUUGAAACCAGAAGUUAGUUGCUGUGAAAACAUAAGGUCUUGUGCCAGAGGAGCCCUUGCUCUCCUGUUCCUCCUUGGCACCACCUGGAUCUUUGGAGUGCUCCAUGUUGUACAUGCAUCGGUGGUGACAGCUUACCUCUUCACCGUCAGCAAUGCCUUCCAGGGGAUGUUCAUCUUCUUAUUCCUGUGUGUUUUAUCUAGAAAGAUCCAAGAAGAAUAUUAUAGAUUGUUCAAAAAUGUCCCUUGUUGUUUUGGAUGUUUGAGGUAAACAGAGAGAACUAUGGAUCAUUAUUGCUACACAGAAAUAAAGAAGCCAAGCUGUGGAUGGCCAAUGUAUAAAAAUGACUCAAACAAAUAGUUCAAUUGUUAAUACUAAUCAAAUAUUUUAAGUCCAUUUUUCUGUUUACUGUGUAAGAACUGUAGAUAAUACGAGAUAAAAUUAUACCAUAUAGCUAUAGUAAGCCUUCCUACAUGACUUAGUUAGCUAGGUCAAAAAUAGUAUUGCAGAUAUUUGGAAAGUAAUUGGUUUCUCAGAGUGAUAUCACUGCACCCAAGGAAAGAUUUUCUUUCUAACACAAAACAUAUAUGAAUGUCCUGAAGGAAACCACUGGCUUGAUAUUUUCUUGAUUCAUGUUGCCUUUGAAACUAGUCCCCUAUCACCUUGGUAAUGAGCUCCGUUACAGAAAGUGGAACAUAAGAGAAUGAAGAGGUAGAAUAUAAAACAGUAAAAAGGGAAUGACGGUUGUAACAAUGAGACAUAUUUUGAGCAAGCUCGUUGUUUUGUAAACUAGAUGGGAAAUUAGAGAUAAAACAAACAAUUGAAUAAACACAUCUUACCAUUCUGUGAAUUGUUCUGAGCUUAAAUUUCUACCGAAACAACUUAGACCUGUAUUUGUUAUAUCCAUUUUCUAUUCUAAUAGUCUAUAAAAACACAAAACUUCACAAA